This is a messenger RNA of Aethina tumida (small hive beetle), 2471 nucleotides long. It is a transcript of the gene Su(var)3-3, whose product is annotated as lysine-specific histone demethylase 1A. Gene Ontology annotation, cellular component: nucleus. The transcript has 7 exons. Lineage: Eukaryota; Metazoa; Arthropoda; Insecta; Coleoptera; Nitidulidae. The record is from RefSeq and is a predicted model, not a curated record. Gene Ontology annotation, molecular function: flavin adenine dinucleotide binding; oxidoreductase activity; protein binding. Bases 56 to 2353 code for a protein of 765 amino acids. Gene Ontology annotation, biological process: regulation of DNA-templated transcription.
UAAACAAAUAUUAUACUUAAAAUUUGAAUCUAAUAAAAUAAAUAAUUCAUUUAAUAUGAGUCGGAGGAAGCGAGCGAAGAUUGAUCUAGAAGAGAAGGCCAAACAGGAAGAUAUAAAGCCCGACAGUUCGGAAAAAUCAAAAUCCGGAUCCACAGACAAGAAACAGUCAGCAGCUGGCACUUCGAAAACAUCUAAAAAAGAAUUGAAGAAGGAGAAAGAAGUCAAAAAGGAGGAGGUGAAGAAAGAAAAAGAUGAAGAGAAAAAGAAGGAGCUUGAUCCAGAAUCUGAACUGGACGAUCCCGUCAUUAAAGACUUGUUCACAGGCUUGGAAGGGGCUGCUUUCCAAAGCCGUAUGCCAUUUGACAAGCUAACUUCAACCGAAGCGGCUUGUUUCCCGGAUAUCGCACAGGCCGCCUUGCAAACUGUCAAAGUGUACUUGAACAUUCGGAACCGCAUACUGCAGAUGUGGCUGGAGAAUCCCAAGCAGCAGCUUAUUGUCGAAGAUGUCAUUGAGAGGAUGGAGGUGCCUUAUAACAGUGAUUUACCGUUACUCAAAAGAGUGCAUACGUUUUUGGAGAGGAAUGGUUUCAUUAAUUUUGGAAUAUUCAAGAGACUGAAGCCCAUUCCCACCAAAAAGUAUGGGAAGGUGAUUGUGAUUGGGGCUGGAAUAGCAGGAUUGGCAGCAGCCCAGCAGAUGCAGCAGUUUGGGUUAGAAGUAAUCGUUUUGGAGGCUCGAGAUCGCGUGGGAGGCAGAAUUGCGACCUUCAGAAAAGGUCAAUAUAUUGCGGAUUUGGGUGCAAUGGUAGUAACAGGACUCGGUGGUAAUCCUGUAACCACCUUGAGCAAACAAAUUGACAUGGAGUUGCACAGAAUUCGUCAAAAAUGCCCGUUAUAUCAGUCGAGCGGCGUUACUGUCGACAAAGAAAAAGACGAGAUGGUUGAAAGAGAAUUCAACAGGCUUCUUGAAGCCACCUCCUAUUUAUCCCACCAAUUGGAUUUCAAUUAUGCUGGCAACAAACCAGUGAGUCUAGGACAAGCAUUGGAAUGGAUUAUAAAGCUUCAAGAAAAGCAUGUUAAAGAGAAGCAAAUCCAACAUUUGAAGUCGGUGAUUGCGUUGCAAGAAAAGUUAAAAACCAAUCAAAAGCAGUUGAUUGACAUCAAAGAACAAAUGCAAGAACACAACGAAAAACUGGAGGAUUUGAAGAACAUUGAGAAGAGGGACAUUCAAUUGGAAUUUGCGUAUCGCAGUACGAUAAAGGAUUUGCACUACCUCGCCAAGGAGUGGGACCAACUGCAGCAACAAGCAAAAGAGAUUGAAGAAAAGUUGAAGAUUUUAGAAGCCUCACCGCCAAGUGAUGUGUAUUUGUCGAGUAAGGACCGCCAGAUUUUAGAUUGGCAUUUUGCAAAUUUGGAAUUUGCUAAUGCGACACCCCUGUCGAAUUUAUCUCUGAAGCACUGGGAUCAGGAUGACGAUUUCGAAUUUACAGGAAAUCAUCUAACAGUUCGCAAUGGAUACUCAUGCGUUCCGGUUGCUUUGGCUGAAGGGUUGGACAUCAAAUUGAACGCAGCUGUUCGCAAAGUUGAAUACAACAACAGAGGCGUGGAAGUUACGGUUUAUAAUCCUCGAAAUACGUCCAAUAUCAACACAUACCACGCUGAUGUAGUGCUUUGUACACUUCCACUUGGUGUACUAAAGUUAAGCGCUGCUCAAAGCAGCACUCAACUUAAUACAGUUCAAUUUGUUCCCCCAUUACCAGAUUGGAAAACUUCAGCUAUACAGCGAUUAGGUUUUGGUAACUUGAAUAAAGUUGUUUUAUGCUUCGAAAGGAUCUUUUGGAAUCCUCAGGCGAACUUGUUUGGACAUGUAGGAAGUACAACCGCUAGCCGAGGGGAAUUAUUUCUGUUCUGGAAUCUCUAUAAAGCUCCGGUUUUACUGGCACUGGUGGCUGGCGAAGCUGCUGCUAUCAUGGAAAACGUAACGGAUGACGUUAUUGUUGGGCGAUGUAUUGCUGUGCUAAGAGGAAUAUUUGGUCAAUCCGGAGUACCCCAGCCAAAAGAAACAGUGGUUACACGUUGGAGGGCUGAUCCAUGGUCCAGAGGUUCCUACAGUUUUGUGGCAGUUGGUAGUUCUGGAAGUGAUUACGAUUUACUCGCCUCCCCAGUUAUUCCCCCAAAUGCACAAGGUGUUUCUGUUACUUCAGGACCAGCAAGAGUAUUCUUUGCUGGAGAGCACACAAUUAGAAAUUAUCCUGCGACAGUGCAUGGAGCGUUUCUUAGCGGACAAAGGGAAGCCAGUCGAAUUGCAGAUCAAAUAAUUGGCAAUCCCUGUCAUCCCGUACCAGCUGAGAAUUAAACUUACUACCGCUAAGUUACUUAUUUUUUAGGUAAUUAUUAAUUGCACUUAGUAUUAUUCACAAUGUCCACAAUGUAAUUUUUUGUCCUAUUGAUGUUGAAUAAAGUCUUUUAAAUAA